This is a messenger RNA of Quercus robur (English oak), 1936 nucleotides long. RefSeq names its product GDP-fucose transporter 1. Gene Ontology annotation, molecular function: antiporter activity; GDP-fucose transmembrane transporter activity. Bases 615 to 1667 code for a protein of 350 amino acids. The transcript has a single exon. Lineage: Eukaryota; Viridiplantae; Streptophyta; Magnoliopsida; Fagales; Fagaceae. The record is from RefSeq and is a predicted model, not a curated record. Gene Ontology annotation, cellular component: Golgi apparatus.
AAAGUGAAGAAAACAAAAACACUCUGAUAAAUAUAAUGCUGUUGGAAAAACUGGCGCACCUUCGUCCUAGUAGUACCAAUUCAACGCCGUAGAUUUUCUUCCAAACCCCUUCAUAGGACUACCAAACCCUCCUCAGUUGUCUCUCAUUUUCUCUCUCUCUCUAACGCACUGCACCCAUAUUUUCUUCUGGGGAACCAUUUCUCGAUCUCUGACUCGAGCAUUAAGGUUUUGUUUCCGAUUCACAAUCUUAUCUCCAUUUUGUUUGGGGGCUCAAGAUCUGUGUUCCUCUUUGUCUCGGUGAUGUGUACCUCAAAAUCUCUCUGAUGGGUUUCAUUUUCAUGCUUUAAUUCUGUUGUUACUGAUCUUAUUCCAAAAGGGUAGUAAAAUAUCAGCUAAAUUUCAUAGAUUUUUGUUUUUCUGGUAUUUAUUUCGAAUACCCAUGUCUCAGAUUUUGCUGUGAACUCCUUAACUGCUUCAUUUCCUUUCAAUUUUGAUUCAUAUGCCUCUCUCAGUUUGCAAUCUCGGUUUAUAGCUCUUUAAAUUUGUUGAAGAUCUACUAGGUUUAGCACUUAAUUUGGCUGAAUAUAUAUUGGAUUAGAGUUAAAGAGUUUAUAAUGUCUUCGAUUCGAUUGGAUUCUGCGAAGCAAUACUAUGCCACGAGCAGUCUCGUGGUUGGGUACGCGCUUUGCUCUAGCUUGCUUGCCGUGAUAAAUAAGUUUGCCAUAACCAAAUUCAAUUACCCAGGCCUUUUGACUGCAUUGCAGUAUCUAACUUCUGCUCUAGGAGUUUGGGUUUUGGGGAAGUUGGGGUUUUUGCACCAUGAUCCAUUUACAAUUGAGACUGCCAAGAAGUUUUUACCAGCUGCCAUUGUUUUCUAUUUGGCAAUCUUUACCAACACAAAUCUUCUUCGCCACGCGAAUGUGGAUACAUUUAUAGUGUUUAGAUCAUUGACACCCCUUUUGGUUGCUCUAGCGGAUACAACGUUUAGGAAACAGCCAUGCCCAUCAAAGCUCACUUUUUUGUCAUUGGUGAUUAUAUUGGGUGGAGCUGUUGGGUAUGUGGCAACAGAUUCAGCUUUUACUUUGACUGCGUAUUCAUGGGCAUUUGCUUAUUUGGUGACAAUCACGACUGAGAUGGUUUAUAUCAAACAUAUGGUGACGAAUCUUGGGUUGAACACUUGGGGUUUUGUGUUGUAUAAUAACUUGUUGUCGUUGAUGAUGGCUCCCGUGUUUUGGUUUCUUACAGGAGAGUAUGUCGAUGUGUUUGCUGCGUUGGGAGCUAAUUCUGGGGAUUGGUUUGAUCUUGUUCCAUUCUUGGCAGUGUCAUUGUCGUGUGUUUUUGGAUUGGCCAUCAGUUUCUUUGGGUUUGCUGCAAGGAAGGCAAUCUCUGCUACAGCUUUUACAGUGACUGGUGUUGUGAAUAAGUUUCUUACGGUUGCCAUCAAUGUGUUUAUUUGGGAUAAGCAUGCCAGCCCAUUUGGUUUGCUGUGCCUCCUCUUUACACUUGCUGGUGGAAUUCUUUAUCAGCAAUCGGUUACUGGAGCUGGCAGUGCUCCAUUGCAGCGUGAGUCUAUAGCUUCAAAGCAGACUGACAGUGAGAAUGAUGGUGAUGAUUUUGGAGAUGAGAAUCAAGGAAAGGGCAUGCCUGGUAAACUUGCUUCUGUAUGAAAGAUUUUGUUGGCUAUAUUUCAUCUUUUUUGGCCCAUUGGUGAAGAGGCCAAGUGAAGAGUUUGAAGUUUUAUGUCUAAUAUUAAUGAUUUAAGAAAUUUUCUGUAUGAGAUCAUAUCUAUUAUUUUCCUUAGAAUUUAAAUUCUGUUAGCACUUUCCCAGGAUCCUAGGAAUGUUUUGGCAUUGCCAAAUGAUUGUGUUUUUGUUCUUUUACAAUUCUAUAUUGUUCUUGUAUUGCUUUUAGGGAGUAAUACUAAUUGUUGCAUGUA